AUGUCCGGAGCCGCAAAGAGGGUAGCGACAUCAUCAGUGAACUGGGGAAAGCUCGCUGAGCGCUUGGUGCCAGAGCACUCUGCCGAGCUCACCCGCGUCAAGGGAGUCAGCGGAACGUUCCAGUCCGCCGUCAGCCAGCUCCCAGCCGAUCUUCCAAAGAUUGACUUCGCCGCCUUGAAGAAGGCCCUUCCAGCUCACUCCGCUGUUCUCGAUUCUCUCCAAAAGCAGUAUGAGGCUGUCAAGAUCCCAUACGGAGAGGUUCCAGCCGAUUACUUGAAGGAGGUUGACCAAUGGGUUGAGUACAACAAUGCCCGUAUCAAGCUUCAUGACGUCAAGGUUGCUGACGGACUCCAAGAGGCCAAGAAGGUCGAGGAGAAGUGGGCCAAGGCUCCACCAGUUGAGCACUUCGAUCGCCAACACUUUGUCGAAUAUUUCCCAGCUCAUUUCUAUGAUCUUCGCUACCAAAACAGAAUUCCUGACCCAUGCAACAUCGGACUCAACGAAACUCCGGAGAUUGAGAACAGAUUCAAGGACUACAAGGUUCUCCGACGUGCCGAUAAGGUCGACGACCAUUAA
This is a messenger RNA of Caenorhabditis remanei, 576 nucleotides long. RefSeq lists its product as uncharacterized. Bases 1 to 576 code for a protein of 191 amino acids. The record is from RefSeq and is a predicted model, not a curated record. The transcript is spliced from 3 exons. NCBI's taxonomy places the organism in Eukaryota, Metazoa, Nematoda, Chromadorea, Rhabditida, Rhabditidae. Gene Ontology annotation, biological process: proton motive force-driven ATP synthesis. Gene Ontology annotation, molecular function: proton transmembrane transporter activity.